AUGCUGCACGGCCUGAUGGACAACUGCGGCUCCUUUGAGGGCAUACAGCCUCACCUGCCGUCCGGCUACCGCUGCAUCAGCAUCGACCUGCCAGGCCACGGCCUCUCCAGUCACCUUCCGGCCGGUGUCAUGUACGACUUCUUCAAGGGAGUCACCUACAUCGCGCUGGUGCGCCGCUUCUUCGGCUGGGAGCAAUUCUCCCUCUUGGGUCACAGUCUUGGAGCUGGGAUGGCCCUGCUGUAUGCCUCCUGCUUCCCGCUGGAGGUGCACUCGCUGGCCGUGCUGGACCCCGUCAUGCUGACAGUUGACGAGUCCAAGCAGCCUGACGUCACCAGGGACUGCGUGCUGGCAUACACAAAGAUGAUGGAAAAACGGCUUCAGACUCCUCCGACAGGAGUGCCCUAUGAAGAGCUUCGGCACCGGGUUAUGUCGCACGCGCUCAUCGCGGAUCCCGCGGCUGCUGACACGCUUCUGGUGCGCGGCUGUCGACGCCUCACCUCCGACACCUCUGGGCUCGGGCGCAUGACCGCUGACCGGGAACAGACAACCCCUGACCCCGCCCGCAGCGCGGCCGCCGCCGACUCCACAGACGGCUCGACCUUUGACCUGCAUGCGGCCGAUAGUGUUGCCCCGCAGCCGGCCGCCGCGGGCGCCGGCGGCGAGCGGCUGGGCCCUGACCUCUACUGCCUGACCUCUGACCCCGUGCACCGCAUCACCUCGCUGCUGCAGUCCUUGUCGGCCCGCCAGUACGCUGCCUACCUCUCCCGGCUGCAGUGUCGCCUUCUGGUGGUCCUGGCCGACGACGGCGACCGCUGGGGGACACCGCAGGACGAGCGCAUCGCUCUGGAAGCCUGCAAGCGUGCGCUGGGGUCGCAGAUGACAACCGUUACUGUGCCCGGUACCCAUCACGUGCAUCUCUGCCACCCGGGCCGGGUGCUGGGGCAUGUGGUGAACUUUCUGGACACGUGGGACGGGAAGGAGUGCGCGGAUGAGGAGCAGGCGGUUGGAAGCGCUGCGCAGUAA
Messenger RNA from Pollicipes pollicipes, 1023 nucleotides. RefSeq names its product putative serine hydrolase. NCBI's taxonomy places the organism in Eukaryota, Metazoa, Arthropoda, Thecostraca, Pollicipedomorpha, Pollicipedidae. Gene Ontology annotation, cellular component: membrane. Bases 1 to 1023 code for a protein of 340 amino acids. The record is from RefSeq and is a predicted model, not a curated record. The transcript is spliced from 3 exons.